AUGGCUAAUAGCUUUGAGUUCGGGGAAUGUCCAUAUCAACGCCACUCGACAGCGUUUUUGACCUCCAUGACUUGGGUACUCCUGAUGGCGAACAGCAUCGGAACGAUUCUCCGGGCAUAUUCCUCCGGCAACUAUUGGUUCCUGAGUUUCAUCCUGUUCGUCUACUCCAGUUUGUUCAUUUUGGAAUGUUGCUACUGCGCGUAUCGCCGGCUGCCACGUGGCCAGAAAUCACCCCGGAAGACCCUCCUGGGAGUUGCGAUUUGGUGCUUGCUUUCGGGUAUCAUUUUCGGGUUCACUUACCAAUUCGCAUCCCUUUUCGACUUGGUUUACGCCGUGAUUCUUUACGCCGUCGCAAUCAUCGGCAGCGCCACCGUGUUCUACGGGUACUUCAUCCAAGAUGAUGAAGGUGACGAGAAAUGGGAUGAAAAGUGUCGCAAUGGUAAAGACACAUCCAGUGACUCCGAGAUGAAAUUCAGCGGUGGAUAUGUUGAAAUUGUUUUUCAGAGGGUGUAA
Oldenlandia corymbosa var. corymbosa is the source of this 513-nucleotide messenger RNA. Lineage: Eukaryota; Viridiplantae; Streptophyta; Magnoliopsida; Gentianales; Rubiaceae. The record is from the annotation of a GenBank genome assembly.